GUUGCAGACAAAUAACAAGCUGUGUGAUUUUAUGCUUUAGUAUCGUACAUUAUUUUGAAAUUUACAAAAACUUUUAAAUACGUAUUAAUGAGCAAACAAAUUAGCUAUAAAAGCUAUUUCGAUGCAAAAUUUCUAUGUCUAGUUGAAUUACAUAGUUAUAGUUGUAUAUAUAAUCAUCACUAUUCACUAUAAUAUUGGAACAUUAUUUAGAUAACGCUAAAUUUCUUUUAGUUUUUUCUUGACAUUUGGCAAAUUGGAUACUUUUUUAGAAUUAUUUUAUUAUGCUGGAGAUACUGUAUUUUGUUGUUUUGUAGUAGUUAUGGCUGAUAGAAGGAAACUUCAAGGUGAAAUCGAUCGCUGUCUGAAGAAAGUUGCUGAAGGUGUAGAAACGUUUGAAGAUAUCUGGCAGAAAGUUGUUGUACACAGUGCAGCAAAUACUAAUCAAAAAGAAAAGUAUGAAGCUGAUCUUAAAAAAGAAAUUAAAAAACUGCAGAGGCUACGAGACCAAAUCAAGACUUGGCUGACAUCUAGUGACAUAAAAGAUAAGAGAUCGUUGCAAGAUGCUAGGAAAACUAUUGAAACUCAAAUGGAAAGAUUCAAAGUUGUAGAAAGAGAAACAAAGACAAAAGCUUAUUCUAAAGAAGGUUUAGGUGCCGCGCAAAAGUUAGAUCCAGCUCAAAGAGAAAGAGAUGAAAUAACAGCUUGGCUAAAUGCUUGCAUUGAAAGUUUAAACAUUCAAGUUGAUAAAUUUGAAGCCGAUAUUGAAGCUAUAAAUGUUACCUUGAAGAAGAAAAAGAAUGAUAAAGAGAAACAUGAUCAAGUUGAAGAAGUAAGAGCCAGGCUUGCUAAACAUAAAUUCCAUGUUAAUCAAUUGGAAACACUAUUAAGAAUGCUCGAUAAUGGAACUGUAGAAGUUGAUCAAAUAAAAAAAAUCAAAGAAGAUGUUGAAUAUUACCGGGAUUUCUCACAGGAUCCAGAUUUUCAAGAAAACGAAUUUUUGUAUGAUGAUUUAAAUUUAGAAGACAUGGAGGAUUAUUUGGCAAAACAGCAGGCAGAAAAUGAUAUUCUAAGUCAACAAUUAGCAAAUGAUUUGAAAAGCUCUUCUGUGGAUGAAGAAAGUUCUGCAAUUCUUUCAAACACUCCAACAUCAAUUGGUUCUGACUCUCCCAGUCACAGCCCAAGUUUAGAUAACCAUUCCACUGAUAUCUCUAAAGCUUCAGAUUCAAGCACCUCUGCAGCAAAUGCUGUUCCAAAGCCACCUUCUCCUGUAAAAUCCAUCAAUAAAAAUAGCUCUGUGUCAGAAAAUAGUGGUCCAGGAUAUUCUAGUGUCAAUGUGCAUAAUAACCAACCUGUGAUAAAUUCCCAAACAUCUUCCACACCGUAUUCCAUUGCUGCCGCUGGGUUGCCAAACAAUCAUAGGAAAUUGUCCACUGAACGUGAAAAUGCAUGGUCAUCUUCGAAUUCCAUGGAAGAGGAGCUCAAUAACAAUGUAAAUAUCAAGUCUCAUUGUCCAAAUUCAUCUGAAGCACUUCAUAACAACACUAACCAUCUUUCGAAAUCAUCUGUGCCUAUGAGCAAUUCUUGGACAGAUUCUAACAUUAGGCAUCGUUUUCGUGAAAAUGAACCAUCAUCAGAUGUGCAAUGUGAUUCUAGUGAUCAACUUACUUUUAAUAAUAGUGAUAGCCAACUACAUUCUGGGACUGAUGCCAAUAAAAAUGCAACUAUAUCUCUAAACUGCCAAAGUGACUCUUCUUCCGAAUCUUGUUUCAAUCCGUCUAUUCCUUCAAAUAUCUCUUCGACGUCUGUGAUUUUAGAUGAUGCACAAUCCACCAUAAAAAAUCAUUCGGAGCGACCUGUCUUAAACAGUGCGACGAACAGCCAUAUCCAUAAUUUACAGUUUUCAGCAUUACAAAGCAAAGGGUCUCAAUUAACGCACAAUAUUCUUGGAAAUAAUGCUUCAGAAAUCUUUAUUGACACCACACUGCCAUCCUCAUCUAAAGUAACACCUUCAACAAACACUGUGGAAAUAGAUCUUUCCCAGAUAUUUGGUGAAGUUCAUAAUCAUUACACAAUGGAGGAAGUUCAGAUUCUGCAAGCACUUGAUGGUUCAGCCAAACGUUUACCACUUUUAAUGGAUUCACAAAGACUGAGGUAUCAUGGUCCAGGUGGUCCUGCAUCAACUCCAGAAUACUAUCCAACAAGUGUGGCAAAUUGUAAUUCCAUGGAAUUUUUUCAACGUUUGUCUGCUGAGACUCUCUUUUUUAUCUUCUACUUUUUGCAAGGUACAAAAGCUCAAUAUUUUGCGGCAAAAGCAUUAAAACAGCAAUCUUGGAGGUUUCACACAAUGUUUAUGAUGUGGUUUCAAAGACAUGAAGAACCAAAAACUAUCACAGAUGAAUAUGAACAGGGCACUUAUAUUUAUUUUGAUUAUGAAAAGUGGUCUCAGAGAAAGAAGGAGGGUUUUACUUUUGAAUAUAAGUAUCUUGAAGACAGAGAUUUAAAAUAAGAGUUUACUUCAAAUUUUUAGUUUUUAAGUCAGCCUCAUGAGAAGUUUUAAGUACAGGAUUCUAUGUCACGAAAAUCAGUUUGAAAGACUUUCAUUGUCUGAAUAGUUGAGCUACAUGUAGAAAACUAUCUUUUUUUUUUUCUUUCACCAAGCAACUGAAUUUCAUUUAGAAAACAAUCUUUUGUAAAAAGAUUUUUUUUUCUGGCUCAGCAGUUGAGCUAAAUUUAGUCAAAAUUAUCUUAUCUUUAAAUAAAUUUUCUUUUUCUCAACCAGUUGUAAUUUCUCACUCAUAAUUUCCCAUAUUAUGCCGGAAAAAAAAAAGCCACUUGGAAUCUGUCAUAUGUAUCACAUAUACGAUUGUUGCAUUUUUCUUACCUAUGGUCAUUAGUCAUAAUCAACUGUAAAAUGAGGGUUUUAAAUUUUUUAAUUUUAAAUUAUAUUGUUAUAAUAGCAUUUGCGAAUUUUUAUUUUUAGAAUGAAAUUUGCUAAAUUUGUAAUUGUUGAUCAUGUUUGUAAAUAUUUUUAAUAAAAAUGUUUUUGGAGCUACUAAAGUGUUAUAUCUUUUAGUAGCAAGUUGAAAAUUGAUGCAAUAAAAAUGUGAUUAAAAUAUUAAAACAAAAGAUUUAUUGUCAUGGUAACUUAGUUGAUAAAAGUAUUUAAUAACAUUUUUCAAAAAUCUGUAUGUGUACUAAAAAACAUUAAAAUAAAAUUUCUGUUUAAUAUUAACUUAUUUUCUUGUUCUGCAAGCAAAAUUUUAUUUUGUGUAACCAUAUCAAGAAACAAGACUAUAUAUCAAUCUGUUUUUAUCAAUUUUAUUUAUUGCUGUUUAAAUAUACAAUACGUAUUAUUAAUUUAAAUUAUUUAAAUAUGUUUAGUUUUUAAAAAUAUAACUUUUCUCUGAAUUUCAUUGUUAAACAUAUUUUGGUGUUCUAAUGAAAGUAAAAAGAAUUUCGAACAAAUUUUGGAGUUGUAUACAAAAAACAUGAAUUUUUAUAUUUAUUAUUUUAAAAGUUGUUAAAAAAAUAAAUUGAAUUGCAAUAGGAGAUCUAUUUCAUAAAUUUUGCUCUCUAAAAUAUGUUUUUUGAACUGAAAGUAUUCAUUUUUAUAAUGUAUAAAUUUUUUUUUCUUCCAAAGUGAUGCAACAAUUGCUUUUAUUAAUAAACCAAAUUGAAAUACAAAAUUUACUACAAAAUUAUUUUAAAAUUUUUUUGUUGCUUGUUAUUAUUAUGCGUAAUUAUUAAAUGCUGUAAAUAAUAUACUAAUAACCUUAUAAAUAUUUGCUUGCAGAAUGUAUUGUGUUAUGAGAUUGUUUUGGAUAUACUCCAAUUCUUUAAAAAUAUUUGAAAAGUUUAAUUGAUUUCAUUAAUGUUGGUUUUUCUAAUUUAAUAUAAUAUAAUGAUUAUAUACUUAAAAUAGCUUCUUUUUUUAAAAUUAACGUUUUGUACUAUUCUAUUGUAUUUAAAAUAAGUUAAAAAAAAAGAUGAAGGAUUCCUACGAUUUUUAUUUUAAAUUGCUCUUAGGUUGUUAUUGAUUUAUACUGUUUCACGUCUGUAAAAUAAUGAAUAAUAUGUCCUAAAUCUUUUUUAAUUAUUAUUUCUAUAACGUUAAAAAUAUUUUUGAAACUAUCUUUUUGAGGAAAAUUUAUACUUGUUUUAGUGAGACAUAAGGAUUAAAAAUAAAUUUUAUGUUUAAAUUUUCAUACAAUUGCAUAGAUAUAUGAAAACAAAGCUUUUUAUUAAAAGAUACAAUAGUAUAUGAUCUUCUGUUGAAAAGAAUUUUGUAAUGGUUUAAAAUUAUUAUCAAAAUUCUUUUUUUCAAAUACAUUUUUAAAUAUUUAUUUGAUAGUUUUCAUUUAUGUUAUUCAACUUGUUACGAAAUGGUGAAUUUUUAUUGUAGUGUGUGCGAAAUUCAUUUCAUUGUAACUACGUAUGCUGAAUUUGUUAUUAUGUAAAAUUUAUCACUUUACUAAAAAUAAAAAAAAAUCACAACUUCUAAGAGCUUUGGAGUGGAUGGUUUAAAUUUUGACUCUGACUUAUAUUCUGUUGAAAUUUACCCUGGACUUUAGGAAAUAAUAUUAUCCUAAUCCUAGAUUCAUAAACCCAAGACCGUGCAAAAUAUGUGAACAUUUGUACAUUUUAAAGUAAAAGGGGCACUUAGUACCUUCCCAGCUUCUUAUUCAAAAAAAUUAACUUCUAAAUUAGUAGAUCGUUUAACAGAAAAAUAAUUCUAAGUAGAUCCUUCCUAGAUCAUUAGACGAAUAUUAUGAAUAAUGUCUCAUGCUUGUUAUGAAUCUAGGAUUAAAUAAAUAUUAAUUUCAAUCUUUUUCUUAUGUACAAAUAGAAUUAAAGGUAUUUUACUUAAAAUUUUUCUUACAUUAUUAGUUAUGUGAUAAUUUUUAAUUUAAGAAAUUUUGCUAUAAAUUAUAGUAAUUUGAGUAAUAUUUUUGUUUACAUAAUAAAUAUUUGUCUAAAUCUUCAUAAGAUCUGAGACUAAUUUCUUUUUAACUUUUGGGAGCUAAGUUUUAACUAAAUGAAGUUAAGAGCUCUGCUUAUUAUUAUUUGUGCUUACGUUCUCAAUAAAUUUUUAUGCGAUUAAUCAUAACAUGUGAUAUACCUGCAACUUACAAAUUUAAUAUCAAAAGGCAUUAUAAUUAACUUGUUACAUGGUGCUACUUGUGCAUUUCUGAUUUUGUUGCAUAUUAAUGUGAAAAUAUUUAUUGUAUUUAUGUUGGUUGUAAAUGUGUAUUUGUUUAUAAAAUUGAUUUUAUGUUUACUUUUAUUGUGCAACUAAAAUCAGAUUUACUUAUGCAUGAAAACUUGGAAAAUUAUACUGCCUAUGCUUUUAAGUGUUCCUUAAUGAUACAUUGUCUUCCCUUCUAAUGGAAGGAAACAGGGUGUCAUUUAUUUCAUAAACAAGAAUGCCAACUGUUUUGAAUUUUCAAUGUUCAUUGAUCCACUAAAAAGCAAUUAAAGUCUUCAAGAAUAAGCUUAAUAUUGUCAUUUAAUUCCUUUGAAUGCAGACCUGCCCAUUUUUUUUAAUAUCAAGAAGACUUUUUAAUAUUAAAAUCUUCUGCUUUCUUGCAAAAGAUGGAAUCUUCCUUUUUUGCUGUUCAACUAUCAAUUAUGUUUCCCCUGAUUUUGUCAGUUUUGGGUACAUUCUUGAGAUAAAAUUGGUGACAAGAUAUGAAUUUCAAAUCAUACAGCUCUGAUGAUAUUUUAAACUAAAAAACUUAUGAUUUAAUUUAGACAUUACAUAACUACCUUUUUUAUGGGAUCACUGUGAUAAAAUAAGUAAGUAAAAUAAUAAAACGUUAGUCAUAUUUUGGUAAUUAAAGAGUGAAGUUCAAGUUUGCAGGAACCCAAUCUAAAUCCUUUAGCAUUUCAAUAUGGAGUAAAAAGAAUUUUUAAUAGAAGUGGGGAAAUAAUAUAAAUUCAUCACAAUACCAGAAUUGAAUUAAGGCAUUGGAGAGACAGGUGAAGAUUUAGUACUUAUUUUUAAGUAUUAUACUACUGAAAGAGUAUUAGUAUUUUGAUAAAUUAAAGUAAUAAUAUGUAAAUUAAAGAAAAAAUCAAAUUUUUAUUAAUAAAAGUGGGCAGGUAUGUAAAUGCUAGUUUAAAUUUACAAAUUGCAGAAUAUUUUGAAAACUUUAUAACGUUUAUAGUAGAAAACUUAGACAACUGUUUGUAGUAACUUUUUAUUUUAAAUACAAAUUUAUCAAUGUUGGUUUAAUAUUGAAUUUUAAUUUCCUUCCUUCAAUGAAAUUUUAUGUAAAAAGUUUUUCAGCACAAGAUGGUUAGGGCUCACAAUGGGACUGUCACUCUUGAAAUGUUUCAAGUCAUUUAAGUAAAAUUGCAAAUAAAUAGAAUGACUUUUCCACUUUUAGCAGCUUUAAAUCACCUCCCCCCUAGAAAUAUACAUUAAGUGGCAAAAGGCAUUAUGUAACAAAACUUGCUUUUAUUUCAGUUUCAUAUUAGUAAAAGAUAAUUUAAAAGUAUUACUUUUUUUUACAGGGCAAACUAAAGAAAGUUGAUUAUGUAAAAAACUUCUUAUGUCUCAAAGAAGAAUGUUUUCAUCAAAUAGCGUUCUUUUAUUUUGAAGCGAACUUUUUUUCUGAAAGUUUUAAAUAGUGCAAAAUCGCAGAAUAUUUUUUUUCAACAAGAUAUUUGAAUUGGACAAUUAUAAUUUCCCGAUGCCAUUCAUAAUUAUAACUCAGUUAGAAAAUUUGCAUAGCUCAAUUAGAUUAAAUAAACUGCUUUUAAUGUAGAAAAAAAAACUAAUACUGACGUCUUUUUGUUGUAAACAUUUCACUGAAAUCAUGGGAGUGUAAAACGUUUUAAUGAAUAUUUUAAACUCUGCAGUAGACUUCCCCCCCUCCAUAUAUAUGUAAAGCCCGAAGUCUAGUAAAUCCUGGGCAUCAAAGUGGUUUGGCUAUCCGCAAAAGGUUGAAAUAGGAUCACAUUUCAGAGUACUUAGGACUUAUAGCAAGCCACUCUGGUAAAAUUUAAGAUUUACCAGAGUUCAUGAUUUUACAUAUUAGGUCCCAGGUUUUUACAAUAACAUAUAAUCUAGGUUUUUUCUUACAAGCCUGAUCUUUAUGAAAAUUAUAGAAAAAAAAAUACUGGCAUUUCUUUGCGCAAAAGACAGAAUAGUAUUUUUAAAGAGUUGGCAUGCUUGUAUUAUCCUUUCAUAAAUGUUUGGAAUCUUUUAUUUAGAACAAAGUUUUGUUUUUCCCGAUGGAUUGUAUAGUUAUUGUUUAUUUUGUCUAAGAUUUUGAAAGUCUUUUUUGCUGUAAAAAGUUUUCUAAUGAAUUCUCAGGUUUUUACUCCAUGUGACACUUGUAUAUAUUAAAGAUUGAAGACGGCCAUGACUUUAUAAUUUCUGUAAUGACAAAUAAAUACUCAUGAUGGUA
Messenger RNA from Parasteatoda tepidariorum (common house spider), 7415 nucleotides. Its product is annotated as CCR4-NOT transcription complex subunit 3. Gene Ontology annotation, cellular component: nucleus; CCR4-NOT core complex. NCBI's taxonomy places the organism in Eukaryota, Metazoa, Arthropoda, Arachnida, Araneae, Theridiidae. Gene Ontology annotation, biological process: regulation of DNA-templated transcription. The record is from RefSeq and is a predicted model, not a curated record.